Mesorhabditis belari is the source of this 282-nucleotide messenger RNA. NCBI's taxonomy places the organism in Eukaryota, Metazoa, Nematoda, Chromadorea, Rhabditida, Rhabditidae. The record is from the annotation of a GenBank genome assembly.
AUGUUUGCACUUUUUCUUCAGAUUUGCGUCCCAUUCGUCACAAUUGCCUAUCCGUGGACUCUAUUUGCUUCGUUGCCAAUUUUUGGAUGGAUUCUGCCACAAAUGCUUGUCAACGUCUCCUUUUUUAUUAGCAGUUCUCAUGCAACGGCUUCUUCUUGUUGCAUUUUAUUCCUCACCGGUCCCUACAAGGAUUUUCUCAUUUCUCUCUUUUCGAGUCGAAUUGUGAAACGUCGAGGGACAAUGGUCUCCGUCCCGCAAAGAAAUUCGCUCACAAUUCGGAAA